AGUCAUGUCUAAAAUGUUAUUUUGGAUGAUUGUUUUUGAUUUUUUUUUUUCAUUUGAAGAACUAAAUAAUUUUCCAGAUUAAUCCAUUGUUGGUGUCCUUUCCUAUCAUUCAGGAGGAGUUCUCAUCACUUGAUUUGCCAGACAUGAUUUGGGGUUGGUUGUUUGCCAUCGGCGUCCUCGGUAUUUCCUCUCUGGGAAUCUUUGCUACGUGCUGUGAGUCAAUCAUCGGCCUCAAACUAUUUGCAAGCUUCAUGGGGAUUGGAAUGAUCAUCAUGUUUUAUGGUGGCAUCAAUGUAGCGACAGGAAGAAAUGAGAUAGAGACUGCCCUCCAGAAUGAACUACAAAAGGCCAACAUAAGAGAAGAAGUCAUUAGAAGUAUGGUUGAGGAGAUACAGUCAAAUUUUCAUUGCUGUGGAAUUAGGAAUGCCACAGACUGGGGUAAUAAUAUCCCUGACUCCUGUGAAUGCAUUUCUUCAAAUACUGGAUAUGCAAUGAAUGGAAGAUCCAACUCACUUAGAUGCAAAUCCAAGCCUCAG
Molecule: messenger RNA, 536 nt
Organism: Haplochromis burtoni (Burton's mouthbrooder)
Lineage: Eukaryota; Metazoa; Chordata; Actinopteri; Cichliformes; Cichlidae
Product: tetraspanin-6
Cellular component (GO): membrane
Source: RefSeq, a predicted model, not a curated record